AGGCGUCUUGUUACCGGUGAGCAGAGACCAUGAGAGCUGCUGCAGGUCUGAGUCGAGCUGAGUCCCUGCAGACUCUACAGUGAGACAGUCUGCUGUUCUGACUGAUGGAUUAACCUGGAGCUUUCAUUCCAUCUACAAACAGGCUGAGCAGCAGGAUGAAGACGCAAUGGAUCCUAAAGGUUUUCAUCCUCCUUUUGACCCUGUCCUGCCCGUGCAGGUGUCAGAAGAGGAGGAGGAAGGGACAGAGAGAUGAUAACCAGGUCAUCGUUCACCAGGCCAAAACUCUGAUCUGCCCAGUGGAGAUCAUGUUCAUCGUGGACAGCUCAGAGAAAGCCACCUCUCUGGUGUUUGAGCAGCAGAAGGAUUUUAUUCUGCGCUUCAGCACAAAGCUGAUGCAGCUACACUCCGCUGGCUGGCGUCUACGCCUGCGUCUGGCCGCUCUGCAGUACAGCAGUACCGUGUCCGUCGAGCAUAACUUCAGAGACUGGCAGGACCUGGAUGUCUUCCACAGCCGAGUCGCCUCCAUGACCUUCAUCGGGCAUGGCACCUACACCGCCUACGCCAUCACCAACGCCACGCAGCUGUUCAUCCGAGAGACUUCCUCCAGCAGCCUGAGGGUGGCGCUGCUGAUGACCGACGGGACGGAUCACCCACGCAGCCCUAGCGCAGUGACAGCUGCUGCUGAGGCCAAGCAGCACAACAUCCAGAUGUUCACCAUCGGGUUGACAGGUCUACCCAGAAACGGGCCCAUGGGUGCUAGGCUACGAUCCAUCGCCAGCGCCCCUGCCCAGCAGCACGUCUUCAGCCUCACCGAUGGCCAGCUGGACAACAGACUCCUCAAUGAACUGAACAUAAUUGUGAAAUCUGGGUGCCCACAACCAAAGACCUGUCAGUGUGAGAAGGGGGAGAGAGGUUACUCUGGAGCACCGGGGAAACCAGGCGAGCCGGGCUCUGAUGGAGCUCCAGGUCCAAAGGGAUCCCGCGGCGAAUCUGGAAUCAAUGGUCGACCCGGGAUGGAGGGCCUUGAGGGUCCAACAGGCGGCAAAGGGGAAAAGGGUGAACAGGGUGAAUGUGGAGCCCCCGGUAAAAAAGGAGAACAAGGUGUAGGAGGACCUCCUGGUACCAGGGGCACCAGAGGAGAGCAGGGGGUCAAAGGAGGACCAGGAGACCAUGGACGAGAGGGACCAUCUGGAUCCAAAGGUGAGCGAGGACUCAGGGGGGCACCUGGACCUCCAGGAGAUAAUGGAGUUGGGUUCCCUGGUCCCAAGGGUGAUAAGGGAAACCAAGGAAGACCAGGCCCUCCAGGAGCAAUGGGUAGAGGGGAACCAGGUUCACCGGGUCCAGCAGGGCCACAGGGGAUGCAAGGCUCUUCAGGGUUUCCAGGUGAAGGUCUUCCAGGACACAAGGGUGACAGAGGUUAUGAGGGUCCUAAAGGAGGCCGUGGACCUCCGGGACUCGGGUUCAAAGGUGAACAGGGGAACACAGGAGCCCCCGGGCUGCCUGGUCUAGUCGGGUUUCCAGGAGCAGGUAUCCAAGGAGAAAAGGGGGACCAUGGGCCAGCUGGGCCUCCUGGUCCGAGAGGACCUCCUGGACUGGGUAUAGUUGGACCAAAGGGGGAUCAGGGUUUCCCAGGGGAGCCUGGACAUCAGGGACACAGAGGCGUGGGUGAGCAAGGACCAAAAGGGGAGCCGGGGCCUGAUGGGGCUUCUGGGAUACCUGGGAUUCCUGGUGAAGAUGGAGCUGUGGGGCCAAAGGGAGAGAUGGGGUUGCAAGGUGAGCGAGGCCUCGAGGGAGCGUCGGGGAAAGGCAUCGCAGGAGAAAAGGGGGACAGAGGUGACCGUGGGCCGAGGGGACUGUCAGGGUCUCCAGGCCCAGUUGGACCUUCAGGUGCAAAGGGGGAACCUGGCAGCACAGGAAUGAUGGGCCCACCAGGAUCUGCUGGGCGUGGCAUACCAGGACCAAAGGGAGAUCCUGGACCAGUCGGACAAGCUGGACCUGUUGGAGAACCUGGAGUUGGAAUCAUGGGGCCAAAGGGUACCAAAGGAAACCUUGGACCUGUGGGGCCACCAGGACUGAAAGGCGAUAGCUUGCCCGGGCCACAGGGGCUGCCUGGCUUAUCAGGAGUGCAAGGAGAGAUGGGACCUGAAGGGAAAGGAGUACCUGGACAAAAGGGUGACAGAGGUUUACCUGGGCUGCCAGGUCCAUCAGGUCCUCCUGGAAUCGGACUUUAUGGACCAAAGGGCUCUACAGGGCAGCCUGGUCCACCAGGCCUUUCAGGAAAUCCAGGAGAGGGUAUCCAAGGUCCAAAGGGAGAGCCUGGAUUUCAGGGACCAAUGGGCCCUAGAGGACCAGCAGGAGAUGGUCUUCUAGGGGAAAAGGGGGAUAGAGGCAUUCCUGGAGACAGAGGAAAGAAAGGAGACAAGGGGGACUUUGGAGAACCUGGAUCUACAGGACAGAUGGGGAGAUCUGGAGAAAAAGGAGAGCCUGGACUGACUAGGGAUGAAGUCAUCAGGAUUAUACGGGAAAUUUGUGGCUGUGGUCUGAGGUGCAGAGCGAGUCCUCUGGAGCUGGUGUUUGUGAUCGACAGCUCUGAGAGUGUGGGACCAGAAAACUUUGAGCUGGUGAAGGACUUCGUGAACGCUCUCAUCGACCGGUUGACGGUGAGCAGAGAAGCCAGUCGUAUCGGCGUGGUUCUCUACAGCCACGUGGAUAGAGUGGUGGUCAGUCUGCAGCAGCAGCUCAGCCAGGAGGAGGUCAAGUCUGCUGUCAGGUUGAUGCCAUACCUGGGGGAGGGCACCUUAACGGGCAGCGCCAUCCAUCGAGCUCACCAGCUGUUCCAGGCCUCACGACCAGGGGUGAGGAAAGUGGCGGUGGUUUUAACAGACGGGCAAGCAGACCCUCGUGACAUUAUGCAGUUUGAGGCAACGGCAACAGAUGCCCAUGCAGAGGGAAUCGAGAUAUUUGUAAUAGGAGUGGCAAACAGGACCGACCGUCUUUAUGAAGAGUUCCAGGCUGAGAUGGAUGUCAUCGCCUCGGAUCCUGAUGAAGAAUAUGUCUACCUCAUUGACGACUUCCGGGCACUUCCCACUGUUGAAAGCAAACUACUGAGUCGGAUCUGUGAGCAAGAAGACACCAUGGACUUUCUCCAGAACUCUGUUUUGAUACCAGUGGACACCCAUCCAGAUGCUACAAAGGACGGCGGCUUCAGACCAUUCCCAGAUGAGGAAAACAUACAAAUUGAACUCCCAGUGGAGACAUUCACACCCCAAACCCCCCUGCCCCACGAGUCCAGGCGGUUAGAGGAGAACUUGAUUGACUCCAAAGUGUUGGUGGAUUCCUGGGACCAGCUGCCCAACAACAGGUUUGCCGCUCCUGGUGGCCGGGGGCAGCAGGGACCCGGGGUGGGCUCUGUGGUGGGUCCCCAGAGUCCAACUGACCGACUGUACAAGGCCGAGGGUACACAAGCACCGGUCAGCCCUCCUGCUCCUCCUCCUCUGCUGACAGUCUCAACAAGGACAGGUGAGGGCUGCAGUCAGCCUCUGGAUCCUGGACCCUGCAGAGAGUACGUGGUCAGAUGGUACUAUGACCCCGAGGCCAACGCCUGCGCUCAGUUCUGGUUUGGAGGAUGUCAGGGAAACAGAAACAACUUUGAGACUGAAGCCGACUGCAAGAACUCCUGCGUCUACACGUAACAGAGUGUGUGCGGAGGAAAGAGCGUGCAAGGCAGCGUCACAGAGGAGCAGAGACGUCUGACGAUGGAGUAGCUCAGCGCUCAGACCAGCAACUGUGUCACACUCUGUGCUGCAGCUGAAGGAGCUGAGAGAGAGCAGACUGGGACCUCAUCAUUGUCUCACAGGCUGUUCUGACUUCAGGUGCUACACACAUACUGACUGCAUCGUCUGUACACCUGCAUUAAACACCAACAAUAGCCGACAAGAAUAGAAAAAAGAUUGGUGCAACAUGUCCUUCAAAAUGCACAUUUUUCUAAACUUUCUUUUUUUGAUGUAUGUCUAAUUCGUCGUUAACUUAGUCCUGGUCUCUUUAGGUCGUCUGUUUCAGUAAGCCACUCACUUGUUAUCUUGGUUAACAGGUUACUACACUAACCAGCUUCUUUUAUGAGUAUUAUUAAAGAUUUUCUAGUUGUAAUGUCCAAUUAUUUAGAGUUAUUUGUGGACAUAAGAGGAGAUCAGUGUCUGUUUAAAAUCAGUUGCAGAGAAGCCAACUUUACGGGACCAUCUUACGACAUAUCUGUAUUAUUGUCUCUCACUUUGGGUUAUCGUCUAACUUCCUAUAGAUGUUCGACUAGCAGAUGAAACAUGCAGUGUCAGUACAGAGCUUCAUCCAGCUCCCCCAAUCAAGGCCCUGGUAGACCAGCUACUCCCAUAGCAUUGGAGGUAAAGUUACUAUUCCUGCCAAUAGAGUCUGGUGACUUUGAAUAAAGUAGCGACCUGAAGUUUUGACCCUGUACAGACCUUUUCUAUCAUGGUGUCAUAUUUUUUCAGAAUAACAACCUGAACCAGCUGGUGGAAAAGCCCCGUAACAUCACAGCCUGUUUCUGGCAGACGAUUUGAAACGGCUACAGGAUAUUUUUUAGUUUUGACUAAUUAAGACAUCAAAAUAUACAAAUGUAAGGCCAAUGGAUUAAAAGGAAAUCAGAAUUCUGUUUUAACAGUUGUGUUUACAUCUGUCAGUUUAGCUAAUAAUUCUAGGAUGAAAUAUACGAUUGACCAUUUCCACAUGGUGGCCAUUUUCCUCUGAUGUCAUGCUCAGGAUUGGGGAGCUUAAAUUCUGUUAGUUUGAUGACCUCCUGUGUAGGUUUGCAAAUUGUGUAAAUGAUAGGAAUCUGACAAAGUAUUAUCCUUUCAAUGGGGGUAUGAUGAUAGACUCAAUUCACGAUACAACAUGAUACAAUAUGAUACGGUACAAUUCAUGAUGCAGGGUUACCAAUGGGUGUUUCAAAUGAUUUUUUUCAAGAACAAAAAGCUGUAGAGAAGGAUAUACUUGUAAAUUGUGAUGCUCUUCUUUUGGCUUUUUCAGUCCUUUACAGCCGCACAGGUAUCUUCUAUAGAUGGUUUCAACUCAACUCAAUGUAAUAAACGUAAUGACAUCCAACAAGUGAAGUCAAAGGCAGACAGCGCCCUCUGUUUAAAAAAUGCUAUUUUUUUCAUCUCACCUAUUUAAAUAAUUUCUUCUUGGCACCACUUUGACUGCUUUUUUGCAAAGUGCUCAUCACUAGUCCCUCAUUGAUCGGCAAAUGAUUUGACGAUGAAAAAAGAAAAAACUUGAAAAUGUAUAAGCUACCGUUAGACAACAACGAAUGUUAGCAUUCAAGCAUUAUUUGGCCAAAGUUACUGUCAUAGUUUCAGAAAGGUAUGAAAUUCUAGUUAAAAGUUUGGUGCAAGCUUACACUACAGUAAGCUUCGGGCAGCUUCAAAGCUAAUGCCAACCUUUGAGAGGCUGAUAAGUGAAAAAAAACUUGAAAUGUAACCUUACUUUUCGUAUCCAUUGUUUUUCCAGCUGCUGAUCAGUCAGAAAGCAGUGAAAUUAUGCUGCUUUGUCACUUUCCUAAUGUUACAAUGGCCUGUAAACUUACAACACACCCCUCAUAUCAGUAUUUUAACUUCCCAUUCUGAGGAGGAAAAUGGCUGCCGUGUGAAUAUGGUGAAAGAAGAUCUCUGAGCUAAAGCUGUAGUUUCUGAGGCCAACAGUGUACUUUUCUGUCAUGUAAGGGUUAUAUGUUCUGGGAUUGUAUUGUGAUUUGUUGCUUUUGUGAGUCUGCGUUUGAGAGUCUAGUCUUGACAGCACUCUGUACUCUUCACAUGAUGUUGUAACACCUCCAGUGUUCAUUUAUCAGUUAUUUGUUAUUUUAGUUCCUCUGAACGAAACUUUCUGCCUCCAUUAUAAUGAAUGUUGAUUUGAAGGAGGCACACGACUGUAAAAAAUAUUUUAUUAACACUGUAAAAGUACCAGAAGGAAUAGAAUGCUUAGAUUUUGAUUAACAUAGAACACUUUUUUUAUUGAUUAAUAAAAUAUAAUUUCUUAAAAACUGA
This is a messenger RNA of Notolabrus celidotus (New Zealand spotty), 6050 nucleotides long. RefSeq names its product collagen, type XXVIII, alpha 1a (gene col28a1a). Gene Ontology annotation, molecular function: serine-type endopeptidase inhibitor activity. The transcript is spliced from 35 exons. The record is from RefSeq and is a predicted model, not a curated record. NCBI's taxonomy places the organism in Eukaryota, Metazoa, Chordata, Actinopteri, Labriformes, Labridae. The coding region runs from base 156 to 3692 and encodes 1178 amino acids.